AUGGCAAAAAAUAUGGACCAGUUAAGACGAGAUAAACUUCAAAUGCAAGAAACAAUAACAGAUUUACAGUUUAGGUCCAUGAAAAUGAACUCGGUCUUUAGUGGUUUGGGAGGAGAGAGAAAGAAUGAAAAUACACAGGAAAAGCUGCGUCAAUUUCUUUACAACGAGCUGGAGGUUACGCAUCACGUAGAAUUCAGUAACGUCCAUCGCUUCGGACGCUUCACUAAAGGGAAACCUCGACCAAUUGUUGCUCGCUUCCUGUAUCAAGAGGAUCUGGAAAUGGUAUUGGAACGAUCAAGUUGGCUACGGGGAACAUCCUUUGGAGUACAUAGACAAUAUCCAGUGACCAUGGAAAAACGUCGACGGGAGCUCAUACCAAUCAUGCGCCAACUACGUAGCGAGGGGGCGCAUGUCAAACUUGUGCGCGAUAAGUUAAUUGUGAACGGUCGGCAGUAUGACCCGGACAACCAUAGUUACAUGUACGCAGAGGAAGAAGAUUGGGACACGAACGAUCCUAUGGAUUAUGAUAUGAAUGCAAAUAAUAACCAGAGCCACGCUCCAUCGCAGGGCACUGCAAGGGGUUUCAGAUAG
This is a messenger RNA of Saccostrea cuccullata (small rock oyster), 591 nucleotides long. RefSeq lists its product as uncharacterized. The transcript has a single exon. The record is from RefSeq and is a predicted model, not a curated record. The coding region runs from base 1 to 591 and encodes 196 amino acids. NCBI's taxonomy places the organism in Eukaryota, Metazoa, Mollusca, Bivalvia, Ostreida, Ostreidae.